Vicia faba (fava bean) is the source of this 447-nucleotide messenger RNA. The record is from the annotation of a GenBank genome assembly. NCBI's taxonomy places the organism in Eukaryota, Viridiplantae, Streptophyta, Magnoliopsida, Fabales, Fabaceae.
AUGAUUCAUGCAACAACUUCUAAUAAACCUACAACACAAGUUUAUAUUUGUUGUGAUGAGGCAAUAAGAAGGUAUUAUGGGAUAGAUCCUGAAGCCGUGGAAGCACUGUUGAAUGAUAAAGACAUACUAGACAUUGGACCAUUUAGUGUUUAUACCAGUCUUGCAAAACCACCUGUUACUGCCAAACAGCCUGCUACUAUUAACCCAAUCAGUUUUGAUACCAUUACUACAACACAUAUUCCUGAUACUAUCAAACCAAUGCCAACUGUCAGAAUAUUCAUUGGUGCAAAACCAAAAGUUUCUAAGUAUACUAUCAAACCAAUGCCAACAGAUACUGUCAAACCAAUGCCAACAGAUACUGUCAAACCAAUGGCAACUGAUACCAAAAAGGAAAAAGGCCAAACAUCUACUUACAAGCUAAGUAUGAGUGAUCAUGCAAGUUAUUAA